Molecule: messenger RNA, 1767 nt
Organism: Kluyveromyces lactis
Lineage: Eukaryota; Fungi; Ascomycota; Saccharomycetes; Saccharomycetales; Saccharomycetaceae
Gene: KRS1
Product: lysine--tRNA ligase KRS1
Exons: 1
Coding region: 1-1767 (588 amino acids)
Biological process (GO): lysyl-tRNA aminoacylation
Cellular component (GO): cytosol; cytoplasm
Molecular function (GO): lysine-tRNA ligase activity; tRNA binding; ATP binding
Source: RefSeq, a predicted model, not a curated record
AUGUCUCAACCUCACGAAGUUGCUGCUGCCACUGAGGCCGUCGCAAAUAUGCAUUUGGACGAACUUACUGGUGAAAUGGUCUCCAAGUCCGAAUUAAAGAAGCGUAUUAAGCAAAGACAAGUCGAAGCUAAGAAGGCUGCCAAGAAGGCCACUGCUAAACCAACUCCUGAGCCAAAGAAGAAAGCAAAUACCGAUGCUUUUGCUGAUUUGGAUCCAUCUCAAUACUUCGAAGCUAGAUCUAGACAAAUUAACGAAUUGAGGAAGACUCACAGUCCUAACCCAUAUCCACACAAGUUCCAAGUUUCUGUUACUUUGCCAGAAUUUUUGUCCAAAUAUGCCAACUUGAAGCGUGGUGAAACUUUACCAGAGGAAAAGGUUUCUAUUGCUGGUAGAAUCCAUGCCAAGAGAGAAUCUGGUUCCAAAUUGAAGUUCUACGUUCUGCAUGGUGAUGGUGUCGAAGUCCAAGUUAUGUCUCAAUUACAGGACUACCACACCGAAUCUUCAUAUGAAGAUGACCAUAGUCUAAUCAAGAGAGGUGAUAUCGUUGGUGUCGAAGGUUAUGUUGGUAGAACUUCUCCAAAGAAAGGUGGUGAAGGUGAAAUUUCUGUCUUUGUUUCCCGUAUUCAACUUUUGACCCCAUGUUUGCACAUGUUGCCAACCGAUCACUUUGGUUUCAAGGACCAGGAAUUGAGAUACAGAAAGAGAUACUUAGACUUGAUUAUGAAUAAGGAUGCCAGAAACCGCUUCAUUACUCGUUCUAAGAUCAUUAGUUACGUUAGAAAGUUCUUGGAUACCAGAAACUUUAUCGAAGUGGAAACCCCAAUGAUGAACGUUAUUGCUGGUGGUGCCACUGCAAAGCCAUUUGUUACUCAUCAUAAUGAUCUAGACAUGGAUAUGUACAUGAGAAUUGCCCCAGAAUUGUUCUUGAAGGAAUUAGUUGUCGGUGGUAUGGAUAGAGUUUACGAAAUUGGUAGACAAUUCAGAAACGAAGGUAUUGAUAUGACCCACAACCCGGAAUUUACCACUUGUGAAUUCUAUCAAGCUUACGCUGAUGUAUAUGACUUGAUGGAUAUGACAGAAAUUAUGAUCUCCGAAAUGGUUAAGGAAAUCACUGGUUCGUACGUCAUCAAGUAUCACCCAGAUCCAAAUGAUGAAACUAAGGAACUAGAAUUGAACUUCACUAGACCUUGGAAGAGAAUUAAUAUGAUUGAAGAAUUAGAAAAUAGAUUCCAUGUCACAUUCCCAGCCGGUGACCAACUGCACACUGCUGAAACUGGUGAAUUCUUGAAGAAGGUCUUGAAGGAUAACAAGAUGGACUGUGCUCCACCAUUGACCAAUGCUAGAAUGUUGGACAAGUUGGUUGGAGAACUAGAAGACACUUGUAUCAAUCCAACCUUCAUCUUUGGCCACCCACAAAUGAUGUCUCCAUUGGCUAAAUACUCCAGAGAUCAACCGGGCCUAUGUGAGAGAUUUGAAGUUUUCGUUGCCACAAAGGAAAUCUGUAACGCUUACACUGAAUUGAACGAUCCAUUCGACCAAAGAGCUCGUUUCGAAGAACAAGCCAACCAAAAGGCCCAAGGUGAUGACGAAGCACAACUUGUUGAUGAAACUUUCUGCAAUGCAUUGGAAUACGGUUUACCACCAACUGGUGGUUGGGGUUGUGGUAUUGAUAGAUUGGCCAUGUUCUUGGCUGAUUCUAACACCAUCAGAGAAGUCUUGCUAUUCCCAACUUUGAAACCGGAAGUCGUCAAGGAAGAAAAGAAUUAG